CCCUCCCUCUCCACUCCUCACCUUCUCUCGAGUCUCUGACGUGCGUCACGAAGACACGUCAUCAACUAGAGACACGCACGCACGCACACACAAGAGUAGGAUGAGUCAGAAUGGGGUGCGUGAAAACUCAGGUGUCAUCCUGAACGCAGCAUAAGGAGGACACACGCGCGCGCACACACACGUACACACACAUACACACACACCUACACGCACACACCUACACGCACACACAGUGUCCAGGUGCGCUUUUGGGAUUAACAUAAGGAAAUGGAUUGCAUUUGUUUCCCUCAUAAGGACGUCACGGCGCAAUUGGGUUCAUGUCCCUAAAAGGUCAAGUGAGUGACAUCAUUAUGGCGGAAACUGCCAAAUAUGGUUACUUCCGUAAAAGGCAAGUGAGAAACGUCACAUGACAUCGUCGUGGGGUGUGUGGGUUCCACCUGAGCUCUCGUUUUACUUUUGAAUGAUUUUGUCAUCAUCAUCAUCAUCCUCGUUGUCUGACAGUCAUCAUCAUCGGUUUUGUCAUUAAUUGUCGUCCUCUUCAACACAAUUGUCAUCUUUCUCCUCUUUGUCGGAAGUCAUUGUAAUUGUCAUGGUGAUUGUCGUGAUCGUCAGCAGUGACAGUAUCGUCGUCAUGCCCACGCUCAUCUUCAUCAUGCUUGUUUUUGCCGUGACCUUGCCGGGGGUGUCGUCUUUCAAUCCCUUUUGUCGCUUUUGCUGUCAUUUUGCUUGGGCCGUCCGUCUUUCCCGCCUGUCUGAUCUCCUCCCAUUUCUUCUUGGCCUUCAUCUUCUCCCGCAAGUAAAUAAGGCCGCCCUUCCUUUUCUUCUGCCGAACCCCGCCCACUGCCAGACCCGCUUGUCUGAGGAAAUGCGUCCGCCGACUUUCAGACGACAGCGGCCGGCGUUAUAAAUAGGACGGCAGGACGGAGGCUAUCAAGAGGCGGAGGAGAGACGGGACAGCAAAUUUGGGUCAGCUCUGCAACCUGGCGUCUUGAGGCCUGCCCGGCGUUCCGUGUCGCGUCCUUCCUGGGGGUUCUGCCUUUCCUGCCUCCGGUCCAACACCGUCGAGCGUCAAGCUCCCUUUGAGUGCAGAAUGGAGAUGCGCGACAUGGUCCACGUCCAGGGCUCGACCGUCCGCCGACCACCUGGCUUUGCUCGUCUUGCCUUCGGGAGCCCCCGUCUGGGUGCUUGCGCUGAGUAAAUGGCCUCCAGCCUCCCCUGAGGUCCAGCAUGUCAGAUGUAGUCACAGAGAGCACUCCCUCUGAAGAAGACCUCCACACACACACACACGCACACACACACAUACACACACACGCAUGCAUGCAUACGGUCGCUUUCUUUCUUGAGGUGUUGAUUGCGACGCGAGCCGAAUUUGCCAUGUCGGCCCGGCAGGCUUGUUAUUGCUCCGCCUUCCGACCCAAUGAAAGGCGAGCUAUUUAUAGGCGUGGAUGUAACCCGGUGGGAAACGGCGGCUCGAUCGAUGGCAGAGGAGCGCAACGCAAAUCUGAAAUGUGAUUUUCUCUUGAGCUGACACUCGUGAUUCUUCCUCCUCCUCGUUGCGUGCACGUGAAGGUCACGAUUGAAGGUUGAUGAUGUCAUUUAUCUGGUCCUCUUUUUGCGUUUGCAGCAGCCGAUGCCGCGCCGGUGCGGAAAGACGGCGAUCAGGCGUGACGCGCUCCAUGAAGGACAAGGUGACCAAGCCCACGGCCAUGGCCCAGGGCCGCGUGGCCCACAUGAUCGAGUGGCAGAGCUGGGGCAAGCCGUCGGCGGGGCCGCUCGGGGCCACCGGCCGCAGCAACCUGCAGCGGGAGAAGGAACGCCGCAUGGAGAACGACGCCUACAGCGACCUCAGCGACGGCGAGAAGGAGGCACGCUUUGCCGCCGGCAUCAUGCAGCAGUUUGCCAUCUCAGAGGCUACGCUCUUCGGCUGGACCUCCAUGGACGACAACCUGGCCGCUGACUCGUGCCCCGGCAGCGUGGCGCACCUCAGCGACGUCAACCAGGACAGCAUCACCAGCAGAGAGCAUGUCCUCCACCACUCCUCGACAGACGUGUGGCCUCACACGUACGUGUCGCAAGGCCUCUACUGCCUGUCCUCGGCCGACGCAUGGGAGCCCAUCACCAGUCAACCUUCAGGCGUGGCCUCGCCGGCCGCGGGCUCGUACAUUAUGGCACCAGGCAGCGGCGCGGGCAUGACGCCAGCCGAAGGCUACGAGAUGACGAUGGGCGGCUUCCUCCAGCAGCAGCAGCAGCAGCAGCAGAUGAGCCUCCAACAGCACAACCAGCUGCAGCACCUGCAGCAGCUCUACCAGUACCAGCAGCAGCAACUGGUGCACUACCAGCAGCAGCAGUCGUUGCAUAGCGCCUCCCAUUCCCUCCAGGCCACACCCAACAGCACCAUCCACAGUCUGGGCCCGGCCACACACCCGCGCCUGGCCGACCUGUGGGAGGCGGCCCAAGCGCAGCAGGCGGAGCUUGUCGGCCAGCUGAGUGGACAGAUGGCGCAAAUGGUGGCCAGCGGGGACGAGAUGGACAACAACUUCUUUGGCUACGCGGAGCAACGGCAAGAUAGGGACGACGAGGAAGAGGAGGAACUCAUCAGGGUGAGUGACAUCAGCGACCGGUUUUUGGACAUUUCACCAGCCGACCUGCGGUUCCUGUGCGGCCAGGCGCAGGAGGUCACACUAACCUUGGAGUCCAAGCCGUGCCCUCUGACGCCUUCACCGCUGCGGGAGGACACGCCGUCCACAAGAGGUCCAAGUCCGGGCACGCCGGCCGAGAGGAUCCCCUUGUGUGUGACGCCGUCCCUCGUCCAGUCGCCGGUUGACAAGAAGGACGACGACGCAGACCAGGGUGGCGGCGGUAUCGCCUUGGCCGCCAACUGA
Syngnathus typhle (broad-nosed pipefish) is the source of this 2882-nucleotide messenger RNA. RefSeq lists its product as uncharacterized. NCBI's taxonomy places the organism in Eukaryota, Metazoa, Chordata, Actinopteri, Syngnathiformes, Syngnathidae. The coding region runs from base 1587 to 2882 and encodes 431 amino acids. The record is from RefSeq and is a predicted model, not a curated record. The transcript has 6 exons.